CGACCCUUCCGCACCCCCAGGUGCUGGGGGCGCACUAAAAGAAACAGAAAACAAAACAUAACGUAACAAGCGCCAAAAUCUACACUCUCCUCGUCUCCAGCUCAAGUAUUUUGAACUUUUUGAGAUCUACCACUGUCUCCUCAGUAGCCAGCAAACUCCUCGUACAGAGGAUUAAACAAAUAUAUGAGAAUGACUCGACCUGUCAAGUAUUCAGAAAAGGAAAGCCAUCGUGCUCCAGAAGCAGAAAGGUAGCUGCGAGGCAGAGCAGAGGCCAUGCUGGCUGAGGCGGAGGCAGGUUUUGAUCUUCCUGGAAUAUUCUAUCGCUGAGAAACUACAGAUGCAGCUUUUCCCUUAAUGUCACAUCAUCCAUCUAGUCGGAAACUUAUGGACAACGCAGAGAAACAACUCUUCACAGGAUUCUGGUACAAGUCACAACAGAAAGAGAAAGAGGAAAACCCUUUCUCCUCCAGUGACCCUGCAGCUCCCCGCUGAUGAGAUUAAGCCAAGGAAUAAGUGAGAAACAUUGACAAGACACAACUCCAUUAUCACAGAACAGGCAACAGAGAUGCCUCGUUUAUGGACAUAAAUUCCUUCAGCCCUACGAUGCCAACAUCCCCUUUAUCAAUGAUUAACCAAGUCAAGUUUGAAGAUGAGCAAGAUAUGAAAGAUCUCUUCAUUAUAGUCGAUGAACCUGAAAGCCAUGUUACUACAAUUGAAACGUUUAUUACUUACAGGAUUAUUACUAAGACAUCUCGUGGAGAAUUUGACUCCAGCGAAUUUGAAGUUAGGAGGCGUUAUCAAGAUUUCAUUUGGUUGAAGGGGAAACUUGAAGAAGCACACCCCACCCUGAUUAUUCCACCUUUGCCAGAAAAAUUUAUAGUCAAAGGGAUGGUGGAACGCUUUAAUGAUGACUUCAUCGAGACACGCAGGAAGGCAUUGCAUAAGUUUUUGAACCGAAUUGCUGAUCACCCAACUUUAACAUUUAAUGAAGACUUCAAAGUUUUUCUUACUGCACAAGCUUGGGAACUCUCAUCUCAUAAGAAGCAAGGGCCUGGAUUGCUCAGCAGAAUGGGUCAGACGGUCCGAGCUGUCGCUUCGUCCAUGAGAGGAGUUAAAAGCCGCCCAGAGGAGUUCAUGGAAAUGACUGACUUUAUUGAAAUAUUUAGCCAGAAAAUAAAUUUGAUAGAUAAAAUAUCUCAGAGAAUUUACAAGGAAGAAAGAGAGUAUUAUGAUGAAAUGAAAGAAUAUGGCCCAAUUCAUAUUCUGUGGUCAGCAUCAGAAGAGGAUCUGGUUGAUACUUUAAAAGGUGUUGCCAGCUGUAUUGACAAAUGCUGUAAAGCCACUGAGAAACGGAUGUCUGGACUCUCAGAAGCCCUGCUUCCUGUCGCACAUGAAUAUGUGCUUUACAGUGAAAUUUUAAUGGGUGUCAUGAAAAGAAGAGACCAAAUACAAGCAGAACUGGAUUCCAAAGUCGAAGCAUUAUCCUAUAAAAAGGGAGACACUGAUCUGUUUACAGAAGAAAUUGAAAAACUUGAAGAUAAAAUGGCAUGUGCUAAUAAUGCCCUGAAAGCAGACUGGGAAAGAUGGAAACAAAAUAUGCAAAAUGAUAUCAAGUCAGCAUUUACAGACACAGCUGAGAGGAAUAUUCACUAUUAUGAACAGUGCCUUGCUACCUGGGAAUCCUUCCUUUCAUCACAGUCCAGCCUGCACUUGGAAGAAGCUUCUGAAGAUAAACCUUAACUCCAUUGAAGCCCUUUGUGUGAUCACUGGGAGAGAGCAAAUGUUAACCAAAAUUAUUUUUUUCUGAAUGGGCAGUGUCCUUAUUAAGUGGAUGAGAAAUGUUUCACACUAUCUGGAAAACCAAUAACUUGAAACUCAGGUAUUCCAGAUUAUUGAUAUGAUUAUAUAUAUCAUGUAUAAUAUAUAUAUAUAUAUAAACAUAGAUUUUUGUUCUUAAAAU
Molecule: messenger RNA, 1960 nt
Organism: Condylura cristata (star-nosed mole)
Lineage: Eukaryota; Metazoa; Chordata; Mammalia; Eulipotyphla; Talpidae
Gene: SNX7
Product: sorting nexin 7
Exons: 13
Coding region: 577-1740 (387 amino acids)
Molecular function (GO): phosphatidylinositol binding
Source: RefSeq, a predicted model, not a curated record